UGAAGUAAUGUGAUUCGCAUCUGGUUUUGACGCUUGUUAGGAUCUUCUAAUACGUGACUACCUCAAAUUGUACACAUCAACACGAGUUUGCCUCGAGUUGACUUGUCGGAUGCGGCUCGGCAAUCCGCACUGGCAGGCGAAUGUCGACUGUUGAGUGUCCGAUCGAUGAGGCGUUGUUUGGGUGCAAGGAACGUGGUCAAGUAUCAUCCUGAACAUUCCUAGGACCUAAAUCACAAUGGGCACAAGCAAGAAUAUCGUCCUCUUUGGGCAGGCAGGGGCAGGCAAAAGCUCGCUCGUCAAUCUCAUGGCGGGAGAUAACUUAGCAAAAACAUCCAGUGACAUGAGAUCCUGCACAUUGCAAUCGGAAGAAUAUCGCAUCAAAUUCGAUGGCAUGUCAUAUAAUGUGUUCGAUACCGUUGGACUUGAAGAACCACAGCUGGGAAUCCAACAGUACCUCAAUGCUGUCGAGAAUGCCUACACGCUCAUUCAGAAUCUGGAGAAACGAGGCGGGAUUGAUCUACUGCUGUUCUGCAUGCGCGCAGGCAGACUCACUCCUACGCUUCAAACCAAUUACCGGCUCUUUCACGAAUUCCUCUGUGACAAGAAGGUUCCCAUCGUCGUGGUGAUCACGUACCUUGAAAAUGAGAAAGGAGAAAUGGAUGGCUGGUGGAAGAGAAACAAAGACAUUUUCGAUGAACGGGAUGUCCGUGUCGCUGGUCAUGCAUGCAUCACUGCCAUUAGAGGCAAUUAUCCAGACCGGUAUGAAGAAUCGCGCACCACGAUCCGCAAUCUUGUCACGAAGUGGACUGCUGACGGGCAGGGGGGGACAUGGAAAGGAGGAGACAGCACGUUCGUGUCGUUCGUGCGUAAGCUGAAGGGGCUACUUGUGGGGAAGGAGAAACCGCGUAUGAAGAAGAAUAUGGCGUCCCGCCUCACCAAGCGUUGCGGUUUGCCUCCAGAUGUCGCAAAACAGUUAGCUGAUAGGAUUAAGGACGACAUGGCGGAAGGAGCUACUUGACUUCCCGUGUUUGAUAACUUAUGCUCAUCCGGUUGUAGACUUUUAUCAAAUUGUUCUUGCCAAAAUGUUGUCGUACCUAUUCUACUUAAAAUUACUUAAAAUUAUGCAUGCUGAAGUCGAGCA
Suillus subaureus is the source of this 1141-nucleotide messenger RNA. Its product is annotated as P-loop containing nucleoside triphosphate hydrolase protein. Gene Ontology annotation, molecular function: GTP binding. Bases 236 to 1018 code for a protein of 260 amino acids. The transcript has 3 exons. The record is from RefSeq and is a predicted model, not a curated record. Lineage: Eukaryota; Fungi; Basidiomycota; Agaricomycetes; Boletales; Suillaceae.